This is a messenger RNA of Oreochromis niloticus (Nile tilapia), 1862 nucleotides long. RefSeq names its product phenylalanine hydroxylase (gene pah). Lineage: Eukaryota; Metazoa; Chordata; Actinopteri; Cichliformes; Cichlidae. Gene Ontology annotation, biological process: L-tyrosine biosynthetic process; L-phenylalanine catabolic process. Bases 87 to 1469 code for a protein of 460 amino acids. The record is from RefSeq and is a predicted model, not a curated record. Gene Ontology annotation, molecular function: phenylalanine 4-monooxygenase activity; iron ion binding. The transcript has 13 exons.
AGAGCUCACAGAGGAGCUUUCCCGAGCUCUCAGCCCAGCAUCAGCAUACACACAACUACACACUUCCUACCUGGAGGACGGCGAGGAUGGACGCUGCAUACAAGAGGGUUAAUGGAAACUACAGCCCAGAGGCAGAAACAGGGGACCAAGUCCCAGGGAAGAGAAGGGGCUCCAUGUACCUGGAGGAGGAGACCAACAAUAAGUCAGAGGUGAUCUCCUGCAUCUUCUCCUUAAAAGAAGAGGUCGGAGCUUUAGCCAAAGCCCUGAGGCUCUUUGAGGAGAAAGGCAUUAACCUGACACACAUCGAGUCCCGUCCAUCGCGCAUGAACAAUGAGCAGCAUGAGUUCUUCAUCAACGUAGACUCCACCUGCUCUCAGGCCCUGGAUGAGGUCAUUGACUGCCUGCGCACACAAAUCAGCGGCCAUGUGCACGAGCUAACACGCAGCAAAGAGAAGGACACAGUGCCAUGGUUCCCCAAUGACAUCCAGGACUUGGACCGUUUUGCCAACCAGAUCCUCAGUUAUGGCUCCGAGCUGGACGCUGAUCACCCGGGCUUCACAGAUCCAGUAUACAGAGCUCGCAGGAAGGAGUUUGCAGAUAUCGCCUACAACUACAGACAUGGCCAGUCCAUUCCCAUGGUGGAGUACACAGAGGAGGAGAAGGCCACCUGGGGCACGGUGUUCAGGGAGCUGAAGACUCUGUACCCGACUCAUGCCUGCCGUGAACACAACCGCGUCUUCCCCCUGCUGGAGAAAUACUGCGGCUACAGGCCAGACAAUAUCCCGCAGCUCGAGGACGUCUCCCGCUUCCUGCAGUCAUGCACAGGUUUCCGGCUUCGCCCCGUAGCCGGCCUGCUCUCGUCCCGCGACUUCCUGGCUGGACUCGCGUUCCGCGUCUUCCAUUCCACGCAGUACAUUCGCCACGGCUCCAAGCCCACGUACACACCUGAGCCGGAUAUCUGCCACGAGCUCCUGGGACACGUUCCUCUGUUUGCUGAUCCAAGCUUUGCGCAGUUCUCACAGGAAAUUGGCCUUGCAUCUCUCGGAGCCCCGGACGAGUACAUUGAGAAACUUGCUACCGUGUACUGGUUCACCGUGGAGUUUGGCCUCUGUAAGCAGGGCUCCGAGAUCAAAGCUUAUGGAGCCGGCUUGCUGUCUUCAUUUGGAGAGCUGGAGUACUCUCUAACAGAAAAGCCCAAACUUCUGCCUUUCGACCCCGAGAAGACGAGCGUCCAGAAGUACCCUAUCACAGAGUACCAGCCGGUUUACUUUGUGGCAGAGAGCUUUGAAGAUGCCAAAGAGAAAGUCAGGAAAUUUGCAGGCACGAUCCCCAGGCCUUUCUCAGUGCGCUACAACCCCUACACCCAGAGCAUCGAAGUGCUGGACAACACCCAGCAGCUCAGGAACCUGGCAGACAGUAUCAACAGUGAGAUGGGGAAAUUGUGCGAAGCCCUGCGGAAGCUGGAAUAACAGGACAGGAGAUCAGACUUGGAGAACCCUCCUGAGAAUUUCUUCUUGGCUUCUUUAAACGUCAUGCUUAGAGAUUCGACUUCUUUGUAUUAAAACACAUACGCAAGUCAGAUAGUGACCAUAUUCUUAUAAUUCAGGUAGUAGGAAACCUGAAAUCCUGUUACUUAUGGAGAAUAGUAAGAUUAUAACCUCAUAAAUGUUACGUGAAGAAUAGCUUUUCAAAAUAAGAGCACUGUAUAAUAAACAUUUCUUUGUUGGCUAUCUGCAUUAAUCAGGUUGUUAUGCUUGUCAAAAUGACAGGAGGAUUUCUGUUAUUAUAUUUCAUUUAAUCUGGAUUAAUUAAAUGUUUUGUAUAUGCAUGACAGUUUAUAAUAAAUAUCUCUUCACUCUGAC